This is a messenger RNA of Macadamia integrifolia, 3858 nucleotides long. Its product is annotated as receptor-like protein 7. The record is from RefSeq and is a predicted model, not a curated record. Lineage: Eukaryota; Viridiplantae; Streptophyta; Magnoliopsida; Proteales; Proteaceae. Gene Ontology annotation, molecular function: protein binding. The coding region runs from base 1 to 3858 and encodes 1285 amino acids. The transcript is spliced from 2 exons.
AUGGGAAUUUAUCUCCCCUUUGCUCGUCUUCUCCUUUUCUUGAGCUUCUUCUACUUCUUCUUCCUCCUAUUACUGCUUUUGCCUCAGAUCCAAGCAGCUCAAGACAGCCAUAUUUGCCUACAUGACCAGAAAUCUGCUCUCUUGCAAUUCCGGCAUGAGUUCAUCAUCACAGACAACAUUUCCUUCAGUUCAUGGGAACCACAAACAGAUUGUUGCUCAUGGGAUGGCGUCACUUGCAACGUCACCACUGGUUACGUGAUUGGUCUCGACUUGAAUAAUAGUAUCGGUUUUAGCUCCGACAUGAUCAGUUACAAGGUUUCAGCACCUAUCUAUUCCAACAGCAGCCUCUUUGGCCUCCAUCAUCUCCAAAGGCUCAACCUUGCUUACAAUGACUUCAAUUUGGCUCCUAUCCCAUCUGGGUUUGAUCGUCUUCCAAGCUUGACACAUCUCAACCUCUCCUAUUCCAAUUUCUCUGGUCAGAUACCCUGGGAAUUCUCACGCCUAACAAGGUUAGUUUCUCUUGAUCUCUCCUACUUCUCUGAUUAUGCAAAACUGGAAAGACCAAACCUUAAGGAGUUGAUCCAGAAUCUGACAUCUCUUGUAGAACUAUACCUUGAUGGUGUAGACCUCUCUAGUCCUAGUUCUAGUCCUACACAGGGAAGCAGCGAUCAUUGGUCUCAGGUCUUACCGCAGUCACUUCCCAACCUCCGUGCAUUGAGUUUGUCCUACUGUAGUCUUUCAGGUCCCAUUCACCCUUCUUUCUCGCAGCUUGUAUUCCUCGAGGAGCUCCGACUUGAUGGAAACUAUAAUCUUUCUCUUGAAGCACCCAACUUCUUGCCCCUCAAUUUCUCUCAUUUGAAAACUCUUAGUCUAAGCUAUUGUGGAUUGUAUGGAGAGUUCCCCAACAGUGUUUUUCAACUACCCAAUCUUCGGAUCCUUGAUGUGUCAGGAAAUUCUCUCCUAAAUGGUCAAUUGCCAGAUUUUCCACUUAACAAUUCUUUUCAGUUCAUAUCGCUCUAUCAGACAAACUUUUCAGGAGCGCUUCCAGAUUCUAUUGGAAAUCUUAGGUUUUUGACGACAUUACGACUGGGUAAUUGCAAUUUCUCCGGAUCUAUCCCACCAUCUCUAACCAAUCUCACCCAACUAACUGAGCUAGACCUUUGGUCCAAUAGUUUUACCGGUUCAGUCCCUAUGUUUAAUAAAGACAAUGUUCCAAAUCUUGCAUUUUUGGAAUUGUCUGACAAUCUUCUUGACGGGACAAUCCAUUCUUCUCUAUUUACACUCCCAUCAUUGUACAGAUUAUUUCUUUCAAAUAUUCAGCUUACUGGUCGACUUGAUCAGUUGUUUCAUAAUUCAUCUCUUUCAUCAUCAUCAUCAUUGGUAGAGAUGGAUUUGAGUGGAAACAAAUUGAAUGGACAAAUACCAAAAUCAAUUUCUCAAUUCUCAAGUCUUCAGUCCCUCUAUCUGAGCUCCAACGAUUUUAGUGGCACUGUAAAGCUGGAGGACAUGUUUGGGAACCUUGAGAACCUUUCGUCUCUUCACCUGUCAAACAACAACCUAUUGUCACUUGAAUUUGGCAACACUAGUUCUUCUUUUCGUCCUCAGUUUUACGAAUUGGGUUUGGGAUCUUGCCACAUCAAAGAAUUCCCCAACUUCUUGAGAACUCAAGAGCAAUUGGAGUAUUUAGAUCUUUCAAACAACCAAAUCCAAGGCCAAGUACCGAAUUGGUUAUGGAAGGGAGCUCUUGGUGAUGUUGAUCUUUCUUACAAUGGAAUAGUAGAUUUGGAACCUGCUUUUGCGGAUCAUUCAAAUAAUGAUACAAGCAACAAUACUACUACUCCUUCCACUCUCUACUUUUAUUCUUUGAAAUUGAGUUCUUGCAAUUUGAGAGUGUUCCCUGAAUUUCUGAAGAACCUAAAUGUUGAGAAUCUUGACCUUUCAAACAACACCAUUUCUGGGCAAGUACCAAAUUGGAUAUGGAAGGAAGGUUUAUCUUAUUUGAAUCUUUCAUACAACUCUCUAAAUACUUUGGAGCUACCACUACUCCUAAAUUUGUCCUCAAGUCCAUUAAGUACUCUAGAUCUCCGCAACAACAAGCUACAAGGGUCUCUCCCAAUUCCCGCAUCAUCUAUCACAUUCUUUUCAAUUUCGAAUAAUAGCUUUGUUGGAGGAAUCCCUGAGUCAAUAUGCAAAUUGAGUGGUCUACAAGUUUUUGAUGCCUCCCACAACAACUUGAGCGGUUCAAUUCCGGAAUGUCUAGGUAACAUUGACACUCUCUCUGUAUUGGAUGUACAAGGGAAUCGAUUUCACGGAAUGCCUCCAAAUUUUACAAAUGCUAGCAGCUUGAGGACACUCAAAAUGAAUGGAAAUAUUUUAGAAGGGCAAGUGCCUAGGUCAUUGGCGAAUUGCACAUCACUAGAGGUUCUAGAUCUUGGGAAGAACAAGAUGUUUGAUACCUUCCCGUUCUUGUUGGGGAAAUUGCCUAUGUUGCGAGUUCUUGUAUUGCAUUCCAACAGAUUCUAUGGUCCCAUCAAACACCCUCGAACCCUUGAUGAAUUCCCGAUGUUGCAAAUUUUGGACCUCUCUUCCAAUACAUUUACAGGUAAUUUUCCAAUUGAAUACUUUGGAAGCUUGAAGGCAAUGAUGUUUAAAAAAGGGAACAAGUCAGAACCACAAUAUAUUGGAGAAUCCUACUACAGAGACUCAGUGACAAUCAUGAACAAAGGUCUAGAAAUGGAGCUAGUGAGGAUCUUGACCAUCUACACAGCUCUCGAUCUAUCCAACAAUAGAUUCCAGGGGGAGAUUCCAAAAGUGAUUGGAGAGCUUACAUCUCUUGUGGUUCUAAACAUGUCUCAAAAUGACCUAGUAGGCCAAAUCCCAUCAUCGAUAGGAAACAUGGCAGAGCUGGAGUCAUUGGAUCUCUCACAAAACAAGCUCUCAGGCCAGAUCCCUCGACAACUCGCUAAUCUUACCUUUCUUGCAUUCUUAAACCUCUCCCAAAAUCAUCUUGAGGGGCCUAUACCACGAGGCAAUCAAUUGGAGACGUUUUCAAACACUUCUUACAAUGCAAAUCCAGGAUUAUGUGGUUUUCCCUUAUCAAGGAAAUGCAGAGCUACCAGUGAUGAUAUGCCACCGCAAGGUCCACAAGGGGAGAGAUCAACAAAUGACUCCAAAUUUGAUUGGAAAUUCAUGUUGAUGGGUUAUGGAUGCGGUAUGCAAGAUUCCUUUAUUAAUUCCACUAAUUCAUGGGAACCGGAAAAGGAUUGUUGCUCAUGCGGAGGCGUGACAUGCAACUUCACCACUGGUUAUGUCAUCGAUCUCGACUUGAGUGGUUAUGUCAUCGGUUUCCACUACAGUUCCUACUACGUGAUCGAUUCCAAGGUUUCAGGACCUAUCUAUUCCGACAGCAGCCUCUUCAGCCUCCAUCAUCUCCAAAGGCUCAAUCUUGCUUUCAAUGACUUCAAGCUCACUCCAUUCCCGUCUGGAUUUGAUCAACUUCCAAUUUUGACACAUCUCAACCUCUCCCAUUCCAAUUUCCCCGGCCAGAUACCCUGGGAAUUCUCACGCCUAACAAGGUUGGUUUCUCUUGAUCUCUCCACCUUCAACUUCGACGAGAACUACUACUUCAAUAUCUGUAGUCGUAUUCUAAAACUGGAAAAACCAAACCUGAAGGCGUUGAUCCAGAAUCUAACAUCUCUUGUGGAGCUAUACCUUAAUGGUGUAGACCUCUCUAGUCCUAGUCCUAAACAUGGAAGAAGUAGUCAUUGGUCUCAGGUCUUGCCGCAGUCUCUUCCCAACCUCCGUGCAUUGAGUUUGUCUGGCUGUCGUCUUUCAGGUCCCAAUCACACUUCUUUCUAG